UCACGUGAGCCCGGCGGGCUGCGGUCACGUGGGGGCGGCGAUGGCGGCGGCUCCGGGCGGGGAGAGCGAGAAGGGCCGGGGGGGAGGCGGGGCCACGUCGGAUCAAAUCCUGCAGACGGGAGCGGUUCUGCUGCAGGGGUUCAUCCGGGACCGGGUCCAGCGCUGCGGGGACUCCCAGGCUGUGGAGCUGAGCCGGGCAGAGCUGGGGGGGCCGGAGCCCCCCCUCUGCGAUGAGAACACCAAGCGGCUCAGCGAGUGCCUGCGGCGGAUCGGGGACGAGCUCGACAGCAACGCCGAGCUGCAGAGUAUGAUUGACCGGGUGGGGGCCCACGCCCCCAAGGAAGUCUUCUUCCGCGUGGCCGCCGAGAUGUUCUCCGACGGGACCUUCAACUGGGGCCGGGUCGUGGCGCUUUUCUACUUCGCCUGCAAGCUGGUGCUCAAGGCUCUGUGCACCAAGGUCCCCGAGCUGGUACGGACCAUCGUGGGCUGGACGUUGGAGUACCUCCGGGAUCAUGUGCUGGCCUGGAUCCAGGCCCAGGGAGGAUGGGACGGCCUCCUCUCCUACUUCGGCACACCCACCUGGCAGACCAUCACCAUCUUCGCCGCCGGCGUGCUCACCGCCUCCCUCACCAUCUGGAAGAUGUCGUAGGGCGGGGUUGGGGUGUGCUCCGCGGCACCCCACGUCUGGCCGGACUGCGCUGGGCUCCCCGGGGGCUGGCUCCCCUCGUCCAGCCUCGCUCCCUCCCCAAUUCUCGGUGCCUUGUGCUCAACUCGGAACAAACCUCUCGGGACCCCGCGCUGCGCCUCCCGGCUGGGGACCGACGUCGGGGGACACGGCCGCUCCGUGGGGCGGGACGCCCUCCUGCAUCUGGGCAGAGACUUGAGAGGCCUUGAGCUCCACCCGGGGCUGGUCGGCGUUUCACUUCCUGACGGGCUGGCUGCCUGCGGGAAUCCUGAGCCGAGGUCGCGAGGGCCAGAGCCGGUUCCGGGGGCCGAACUCAGGCCGAGGUCUCCGGGGCUGGAUCUGGUUCUGGCACCGGGGGCCAAACUCGGGCUGAGGUCGGGGGGACCGGAGCCGGUUCUGGCACCGGGGGCCGAACUCGGGCCGAGGUCGUGGGGGGCCGGAGACAGUUCCGGGGACCGAGGUCGUGGGGUUCCGGAGCCGGUUCCGGCACCGGGGGCUGAACUCAGGCUGAGGUCGCGGGGGGCCAGAGCCAGCACCGGGGGCCGAGGUCGCGGGGGGCCAGAGCCGGCACCAGGGGCCGAGGUCGGGGGGAUCCGGAGCCGGUUCCGACACCGGGGGCCGAACUCGAGCCGAGGUCGCGGGGUUCCGGAGCCGGUUCCGGGGGCCAAACUCGGGCCGAGGUCUGGGGGAUCCGGAGCCGGUUCCGGCACCGGGGGCCAAACUCGGGCUGAGGUCGGGGGGAUCUGGAGCUGGUUCCGGGGGCCGAACUCGGGCCGAGGUCUGGGGCUGAUUCCCCCGGCGAGAUCCGUUCUGCGGGGAGCUCAGUGGGGCAGGCUCAGGCCUGGCUGCCCGUGACCUGGCAGACUCGGUUUCCUUCCCUGAAGCACCCAGCGGGGGCCCCCCUCUUCCGA
This is a messenger RNA of Mauremys mutica (yellowpond turtle), 1596 nucleotides long. RefSeq names its product apoptosis regulator BAX-like. The record is from RefSeq and is a predicted model, not a curated record. The transcript has 6 exons. Bases 41 to 649 code for a protein of 202 amino acids. Gene Ontology annotation, molecular function: protein homodimerization activity; protein heterodimerization activity; channel activity. Gene Ontology annotation, cellular component: mitochondrial outer membrane. Gene Ontology annotation, biological process: mitochondrial fusion; extrinsic apoptotic signaling pathway in absence of ligand; positive regulation of apoptotic process. NCBI's taxonomy places the organism in Eukaryota, Metazoa, Chordata, Testudines, Geoemydidae.